Molecule: messenger RNA, 909 nt
Organism: Mucor velutinosus
Lineage: Eukaryota; Fungi; Mucoromycota; Mucoromycetes; Mucorales; Mucoraceae
Exons: 3
Coding region: 1-909 (302 amino acids)
Source: RefSeq, a predicted model, not a curated record
AUGAGCGAACCAAACGCCAACAACGCCAACAACAACGACGACGAUCAUUAUCAUCGGCAACGAUUCCUCUCGCUGUCAAUAUCAUCAGCACCCUCUUCUGGCAAUCAAGUUAUUGAUCACAACUUGAAUAGCAUUCAAUUACAGCACAAAUUACCAACGCCAAUUAGUCCAACUACCACGACGGCUCAUCAUUUCGGAUCGCUUGUCAGUCAAUUUUCGAUAAAGCCUUCAACGUCAAACGAGGAAACAGACAAGCUAUAUACAUGCAUUGAGUGUGGCCAAAAUUUCAAUCGGGCUCAUAACCUAAAGUCGCACAGAGCGACACAUUCAGCCUCAAAGCCAUAUCAGUGUUCUGAUUGUAAGAAGCAGUUUCUACGUUUGCAUGAUUUGAAAAGACAUCAAAAAUUGCAUACAGGUGAAAGGCCUUAUCAAUGUUCUGUAUGUCAACGAUCAUUCAGCAGACUAGAUGCCCUUAAUCGACAUCGCAAGACGGAGGGAGGAUCCGCUUGUCUUAAGAGUAGCAAUAGUAACGGCAUGAAGUUCACUCCAAUUAGGAGAGUCGCUGUAUCGCCGAGCCUACCGUCAGCCAUAUCCUCAUCAUCGACAUCUCAAUGGCAGUUGUCCAGCAACAGCAGUAAGACCUUGCCGUCGCCCUUUCUUUCCAAGCCCAAUACGACUCCUGUCACUUCUGCAAUCUCUUACAGUGGCACAAAUUCACCAACAACCCCUUUGCCAUUCAUACUGCCCUUUAGCAAUACACCCAAUACUGAAGAAGAUGAAGUGGAUAAAUUGAGACAAAGGAUUCAUGAUUUGGAAAUAGAAAAUCGUGUGCUGAGAUCCCUUCUUUGUAAACAGGACGAUACAGUAGAGACCACUUCUGAUAUGGCUAAAAGGAGAAGAUCGCCUUGA